Molecule: messenger RNA, 1989 nt
Organism: Lentinula edodes (shiitake mushroom)
Lineage: Eukaryota; Fungi; Basidiomycota; Agaricomycetes; Agaricales; Omphalotaceae
Product: 26S proteasome subunit RPN7-domain-containing protein
Exons: 6
Coding region: 134-1651 (505 amino acids)
Cellular component (GO): COP9 signalosome
Source: RefSeq, a predicted model, not a curated record
GACCAUUAUUUGAUUUGGGCGUUGAGGUGAGGGUGUUGAGCGCUCCAAAACGCCUGCCCGGCCACGAUGUUCACGUGCUGAGAUUCUCAAGUCUUGGUUACACUAACGUCAAUUCUAAUCCUUGUUGUUGAAGAUGAUGGACGUUGAUGAACAAGAGGCCGUACAACUACAACCCUCGCAACCACCACCACCACCACAGCAAGCUAGAAAUUCCAGAAUUUCUUCAGCCGUCGUAUUUGUUGACGACAAUCAUCCAUUUGAUCUUGACUCCUACAUCUCAAAUUACACUGGAAGAGCAGCUAUCGAUCGGUUAACACAUAUCGUCUCCGUGUGCCCUUCUGUAGCUGUCGACGCUUUCACUCUUGCUGUCCGACUUAUACAGAAAGCUCGCGAUCCGGGUCUGUUUCAAACAUUGUGCCACGCUUAUGAACAAGUUUCCGCGUACUCUGAUGUCAAGUUGCCCAGUAUAUCAGAACUUCCUGCUAUCCAGACCAAGUGGACCGAUGAUACACUGAAGAAGAAUCAGAGUGAGAAAAUGAAGUUGGAGGCGGAAUUGAAGAAUUAUUCGAACAAUAUGAUCAAAGAGAGCAUCAGAAUGGGUCAUCGUGACCUAGCAGAAUUCAGUCGCUCAGUAGGAGACUACCCAUCCGCUCUCAAACAUUGGACCAAGUCACGCGAAUUUUGCACAACUAGUCAGCAUGUACUCGAUGGAUGUUUGUCAACCAUUGAGCUCCUAAUCGAACAAAGGAACUACUCGCAUCUCCCAACCUACGUCUUUAAAGCUGAAGCUGCGCUAGAGGCUGUGACGAGCAGCGCGGCUACUCUCGCGAAAGCUGAAAAUUCGAGUGGCGCAGGCGGUUCUCGCAAGACAGCGUCUGCUAUGAGCCCGGAUCGCGAGAUCUUGCAGUCCAAGUUAGACUUUGCCACCGCACUUGGACAGCUGGCACAAUCAAACUAUGAGAGGGCGGCGUAUCACUUUUUGAGGUUGAGUUCGGGGACAGGCAGUGGUGGAGGUUUGGGUGACUGGUUUGGAAAACUCGUAUCGCCUGGAGAUAUUGCCAUCUAUGGUUCUGUUUGCGCGCUCGCGUCGUUAUCGAGGUCCGCAUUCAAAGCUCAGGUUCUGGAAAAUCUAUCGUUUGGUGUCUAUAUUGAACAGGAGCCACAUGUUCGAGAAAUGAUUGAAGCGUAUAUGGCCAGCAACUUCAAAGGUGUCCUUGAGACGUUGGGCAAGUACAACACUCGGCACACCAUCGAUAUACACCUGUUCCCUCAUUUGACUACCCUGAACUCAUUAACUCGCAAUCGUCUUGUUUCUCUAUACUUUGCACCUUUCAGUAGCAUCAAGCUUGACCGUAUGGCACAGGCUUUUGGCUGGAGCGUGGUAGAAACUGAGGACUACGUCGUUGGUCUCGUGAGGAGUGGUGAUAUUGGUGGCCGGGUCGAUAGUCGUGCCAAAGUUUUGCAAGUUAAGAAAACAGAUCACCGAGCAGAGUUGUUUGCGCACGCCAUCAAGACUGGCGUCGAGAUAGCGAAGACCAACAAGAAAUUGCUGUAUAGAAUCAAAUUACAACAAGCAGAGUUAUUGAUCAAACCGCCGAAAGGAAAUAAUACUGGCCAAAAUCAAAUGACCGAAUACUUACUGGCUGAGUAGUGGUACAACUCUGCAUCCACUCACAGGGUUCUUCAACGUUUUGCUCAAGUCGAUGUAACGUAUAUCUCACACCGUUCCACGCAGAUUUGCAUGUUUUGUAUGAAUGUUUCCUCACGAUUUUCAGGGUCGGUUGAAGUAAGCUAAACUGGUACUCUGAGGUCUUUGCCAGGAAAUUGCCUUAUGACUAUGGUACAUGGCGAACAGACUCUCAGUUUUUAGCAAUCAGCUUUGAUAUUUGACCGGUACAUAGGCUUGCAUAGGGUAUAUACAAAGCGAAAAUCAAAAAUAAUAGGCGUGUAAACAACGUCCAACAAAAGUUCCCAUCAACCCUUUGUUUC